Molecule: messenger RNA, 375 nt
Organism: Racocetra fulgida
Lineage: Eukaryota; Fungi; Glomeromycota; Glomeromycetes; Diversisporales; Gigasporaceae
Source: the annotation of a GenBank genome assembly
AUGGAGUUUUAUGCUGAUGAAAAUAAUUUGAAUGCCAAUGAUGGUAGAGCUACUAACGAAGGUAGAACUGCCAAUGAGGGUAGAAUUAGGAAUAAUACUCCCGGCAGUGAAAUGGCACGAAAUAGAAGUAGUCUUGAAAGGCGUGUAUCCAAUAAAAUAAUAAGCUACGUUCUUGUUUUUAUUUUGCAGGCUUUUGACAAAUAUGGAACAACUAAUUCUAUAGGUAGUGAUUUUUUGAACAAUGCAAAUAGUAGCAAUAAUAGUGUAAAAGAGUUAAAUUAUAACCUAUACAAUAUUGAAAUUAACAUUGACACUGAUAAUUUUGUGGCUGAAAGUGAGAUAGCAUUAAGUAAGGUGAAGAUUAAAGAAAAAUAA